Rotaria sp. Silwood1 is the source of this 897-nucleotide messenger RNA. The record is from the annotation of a GenBank genome assembly. NCBI's taxonomy places the organism in Eukaryota, Metazoa, Rotifera, Eurotatoria, Philodinida, Philodinidae.
AUGAAUGCCAGAUGGGCAGAGAACGGAGUUACUAUCGCUGGAGGUAAAGGACAAGGAGAUGCAUUGAAUCAACUCCAUUGGCCUUGUGGUCUCUAUGUGGAUGAUGAUCAAACGGUUUACAUCGCUGAUACAGACAAUCACCGCAUUGUGGAAUGGAAGGUUGGUGGAAUGAGUGGUAAAGUAGUAGCCGGUGGAAACGGACGAGGAAAUCGAGCUGAUCAGUUGAAUCAGCCACAAGAUGUAAUUAUCGACAAAGAGACAGACGAUCUCAUCAUCUGCGAUCGAGGGAAUGGACGAGUGAUGCGUUGGUCUCGACGAAAUCGAACAAGUGGAGAAGUUAUCAUCGAGAAUAUCUCUUGUUGGGGAUUGACGAUGGACGAUGAAAGAUCUCUCUACGUCUCCCAUUUGGUCACGAAUGAAGUAAAACGAUAUAGAGUGGGACAAACGAGUGGAACAGUGGUGGCAGGUGGAAAUGGACAAGGUGGUCGUCCCAAUCAACUCAACUGGCCCACGUACGUUUUUGUCGAUCGAGAUUAUUCUGUCUACGUCUCGGACUGGAAGAAUCAUUGUGUGAUGAAGUGGAUGAAGGAUGCGAAAGAAGGGAUUGUCGUCGCGGGUGGACGAGGUGAAGGAAAUGGUCUGACACAAUUGUCGGAUCCUCGAGGAGUGUUCGUCGAUCAGUUGGGCACGCUCUAUGUGGUAGAUAAGCAGAAUGAUCGAGUGAUGCGCUGGUACAAAGGAGCGACACAAAGAGAUGUGAUUGCUGGUGGAAAGGGCCUUGGACAACAAGCAAAUCAGCUGAGUCGUCCGGAAGGUUUGUCAUUCGAUCGACAUGGCAAUCUAUAUGUUGUUGACCACGUUAAUAAUCGAGUUCAACGAUUUUCAAUUGAAAAAUAA